Molecule: messenger RNA, 5550 nt
Organism: Sclerotinia sclerotiorum 1980 UF-70
Lineage: Eukaryota; Fungi; Ascomycota; Leotiomycetes; Helotiales; Sclerotiniaceae
Exons: 5
Coding region: 1-5550 (1849 amino acids)
Source: RefSeq, a predicted model, not a curated record
AUGCCUGCUGCAGGUAGCAGCAUAUGUACACAAUCGUCUUCUGUAGCCCCUUCGUCGGAUAUUUUUAGUAGCUUGGCCACCGCAUCUUCUGAACUUGCAUCUUCUUCUGCUGCCGCUACAUCGGCAAUUUUCAGCAGCUCGGCCUCUAUAUCUUCUGAAUUUGCUUCCUCUUUUGAGCUCACCAUACCAUCCGUGACUACUAUCGUUUCUGAAUCUUCGACUAUCAUUGAAGAAAUAUCAACAACGGUUGAGUUACCUACUAUGACUACUGAGCCUACAGAGACAGGAGUUUUUACUACUAAGGAACCAGGAGCUACGACUCAGCCUCCUGAACCAACUCGUGUUUCAUCAGCCAUUACACCAGCUGGUACUUAUAAUCCAGUGGAAUGUUAUCCAGAUGAUGAGGCCAAUGGCUUUCCAUUGGCCCCACCUAUUACUGAGAGUGUCGAUCCAAAUGACUAUGCUACAGUCCAAAGCUGUGCUUUACUCUGCUCAACAGCCAAUGCAGGGGGCCCAUUCAGAUAUGCUGGAAUUGAGCCAGGACGCUGUUUUUGCUCAAACGGAUUGCUUGAUGCAGAACCAGCCACUAAUUGUUCUUACCCAUGUCCAGGUAAUCCGGUCCAAGUAUGUGGAGGAAGUCCUGCCCUACCACCUCCCCCACCCAGAAGAUUCAGAAAACGUGCGGUCGGAACAGCGAUCAUUAUUUAUGAACUGGAAGGAUUUGUUUCACCAACCUCAGCUGUUGUUACCGAUAUUAGUUCGACUGAAAUACCUGGGGCAACCUCCACACAAACUGUCGGUACUGAAGGACUAGGGGCUAGCUCUACAACCGAAAUCAUUGUCACCGAGGUACCAAGUGCUACAUCGACAGAAAUCAUCGUCACGGAGGGCCCAAGUGCUAGCUCUACGAUUGAAAUUAUUACCACCGAGGAGCCUGGGGAUACUUCCACAGAAAUAAUUCCUAUUGAGACGCCAGGAUUUAGCUCUACAACAGAAAUUGUUGUUACUGAGGAACCUGUUACUUCCACAGAAGUUAUCCCUACUGAAACUCCAGGAGUUAGUCCUACAACUAAAAUUACCGUUACUUCGGGACCCGGGGUUACUUCUACAGAAAUUAUUCCUACUGAGACUCUAGGAGCUUCGUCAACAAGCGAAAUCAUUGGCACCGAGACUUUAGGAGCUUCGUCAACAAGUGAAAUCAUUGCCACUGAGGAACCAAGUACAUCUACCACCGGGGAAGCAAUUGGAUCUAGCACUGGCAUUCCACCUGUCAGCAGUGUUGCAUCUGGCGCUAGUACAACUUUGGAAGUCGGAAGUACUCAGGAACUAGGAGCGACUAGCACUUCGGAAGCUUUUGUCAGCACAGAAGAGCCGGGAGUUACGAGUACCGUGGUAGUAAGCACCGAAGUACCCGCCGCGGCUACCACUUCGGAAGUUAUUGGCACUGAAGGGCCAUCAACUACGAGUACGUCAGAGGGACUAGGAGUCACUAGCACUUCGGAUGUUAUUGGCACUGAAGGACCAUCAGCUACGAGUACCUCAGAAGUCAUUAUUACCGAAGAGCCAGGGACUACAACAACUUCUGAAGCAAACACUGAAGGGCUAGGGGCUACUAGCACCUCAGAACUUGUUGUAAGCACUGGAGAACUAGGUGCCACCACAACCUCCGAAGGUUCUGUCAGCAUUAUGGAACCAUGGGUAACUACGACUUCGGAGAUUGUUAUAAGUGAAGGACUUGGUGCCACAACCUCGGGAGUUUUGACUAGUGAAGGACCAGAAUCCACUACUGGAUCAGUUUUGACUACUGGCCUAGAGGCUACAACGACAGGCCCCGCUCUCACGACUGAGCCAGGAGCUGAGUCUACAGGCCUUGCUUCUACAACAGAAAUACCAGAAAUCACUACCAGUAUUGAAGUAACUCCUGGCUCACCAACAUCUACUUCUGAAGGUCUUGAAAUUGGAGAGACAACUACUAGUGCUUUGGCAUCUAGUACUGAGGUUGAGGUAACUACUGGCUCUCCAACAUCUACUUCCGAAGGUGGUGAAAUUGGAGAGGCGACUACUAGUGCUUUGGCAUCUAGCACUCAGAGUGUAGAAUUCCAAGAGACGACUACUGUUCUUCUAUCGACUACAUCUCUUGAGGAAUCUUUCACUGAAAUUCCUUCCGCUAGUAACGUGGUUUCUGGAUCAAUAACCACAACCUUCGUUGCUAUAACAUCCACGUUCGUACUACCGUCAUCCACAUCUAGCCCUGGUCCUUCAUAUGAUUAUGUCUGUGCAGUGGCUCCAAGUCUGUUCAAUGUAGUCAUUGAUGCGCCGGACGCUGGAAAUAUUGAAAGUUUAUGGGGUUAUGACACAUUACCUGUUGUAACAUCAGAAUCACAAGCGGCUGCUUUCAGCAUUGGAUUUGGCAACGCUUUCCACGGCACACUACAAUCGGCUGGUGAACAAAUUACUGGUGCUGUUCGAUUGACCGCUUUAGGAGCUCCUCUUCAACUCUUUACUGCGGCCCAUAUUUCUGAUAAUAUGAGAAUCUAUUCUGCCACUGUUGGUUCAGAUUGUUCACUUGGCUUCGAUAUUGCAAACACAGGCGCCAAUAUCUUGGCUGACUGUAGUGGUGUAUUUACCAUUUUGACACCAGCUACGCAAAUUCAAAGAGGAAGUGGAUGUACCCAAGUUCAGGCGUUUGCUGUUGCAGUUCAACCACCUUCUUCAACAUUGUCAACGGCUAUUGCUUCAACUACUGAAGUCCCAUCUGGAACAGUUGGCUUGGUAACAAGCAGUUCAACUUUCUCACCUAUUGCAUCUUCAACCUCAAUCGCUGGAUGUCCUGUUACUCCAUUCUUCAAGAUACUUGUGAAUCAAACAGGUAUGCCACCACAAUAUCUAUGGGAUCCAGUCCCAUUCGGUGAUGAUGCUUUAUCAUUCACCACUGAUGAGGCACAAAGCUUGACCUUCUCAUUGUCUCCUAGUACGGGUCAACUACAAUUUAAUAUUAUUGAUUUCUUUGGAAAUCCUGUCUUAUUGGCAUCUAAUCAAGAUUUGCACAACCCUGGAAAUGAGGCAAUCUUCUUCUCUACAGCAACCAAAUUUCAGCAACUUGGGUAUCAACCAGUUGUUGCAACCAUUAAUCCAGAUUGCUCCAUCGGUUUGACUUUACCAUACAAUGCUGCAAAUAUCAUACAAGCUUGUUAUGGCUCGUUGUACUUGAUGUUGUCACCUGGAGUUGAUGAUUUUACCACAAUUCCUUCCUUUACUAUCAGUUACUCGUUCCCAACAAUUACCUCAGAGUCAUUCUCUCAAUCUCAAUCAUUAAUUUUAUCGACUUUCUCUGGACAAGAAUCACAAGUUCCUUCGUCCACUUUUGAGACCGUUUUCUUAUCUGCUGUACCUUCAUCUAUCGUUCAAAGCUCGAUUUCAGCAGUUCUCUCAUCAUAUGAAUACAGCUUGGCAUCAUUCUCAUCCGCCCAAUCUUCUGGAUUCAUGACUAGCUUCUCUACCACGUCAUUCUUGAGUUUGGAACCUUCAGAAACCCAGAGUACCGAUAUUCCAUUCUCAUCUAGUGCAGCUUCUUCGAGUGUUGGCGAGGGAAUUUCUACUGGCAUUCCUCCAGUCACAAGCGUUGUUUCUGGCUCAAGUACAGCGACGGAGCAGACUAGUUCGUUUGGUUUGGAAUCUUCAUCUCUGCCUGGAUUUACGUCUACUUUUGAACUAUCGUCCUUGCCAGAACAGACUUCUGUGCCUGGAUCCACAUCCUCAUUGGAACAAUCGACUUCCCUUGGAAUAUCUUCUACUUUCGAACAAUCGUCUUUGCCUCAAACCACAAGUACUUCCGAAUUGCUCGAAACAACAUCUGGUCUUGAAGCUCUAUCAUCUAUUUUGUCUUCAUCACUGGGGAUCUCUACUCCAUUGCCCAGUGAAGUAUUAUCAACCUCGACAGGAGUUAUAUCAUCGAUUACCGAAAGCCUAUCAAGCUUUGGUGAGAGUGCUUUCCCAUCUGAAACUGGCACAAUUAUUCAAUCGUCCGUAGCUGCCAGUAGCACGGCUAUUCUUUCGUCUCUGGAAUUAUCUGCAGCUCCAUCAAGCAGUGGAGCUUCAAGUACAAUUCAGGAAUCUAGUGCUGUUCUAUCUGCCACCUCAAUAAACAGCUUGACUGAAUCCCCAUCUCUAAGCUCGGAAACAUCUCUUGGUGCUACGAGUACUUUGGUAGGGUCACCAAGUCAGUCAUUUGAAGUCUCCACCAACCUUGGAUCGAUAAUUUCUACAGAGAUUAUCAUUAGUACGACUGUAGUUGUACAAUCAAGUAUCGAAUCAACACUUGGAGCUACAAGCAGUUUAGCGGGAUCAUCAAGUCAAUCAUUCGAGUCCUCGAGCAAUAUUGAAUCGAGUUUACUUACACAUACAUUCGUUGGCACAUCCGUCUCUGUCGAAUCAAGCUUGUCAUUUAGCAAUGUAAUAUCUGGAAGUGCCACAACAAGUACUUUCGAUAUCCAGUCCACAGAUGAAAUCACGAGUGGUCUGGGAUCUAUUGUUUCUACGACUAGCUCAAUUGAAUCUAGCCUGUUCGAAGGUCCUAGCAGUUCUCUUGUAUUAGUUCCAACAUCCACUGGUCCUGAGUUCAUCAGCUCAACGCAGGUAUCAGAAAUUAUAUCAGAGAGUGUCAGCCUUCCAUUUUCAAGCAGUAUUGGUUCGAUUGUGCCUACGAUAGGUUCUAUUGAACCAACCUUAUCGGAAGCCACUAGCAAUACGAUAGGUCCUAUUGAAACAUCAACUGGCAUUGAAACCGGCACCUCGACGCAGGUUUCGGAGAUUUUGAGCCUCAAACUCACGAGCAGCGUUGAAUCUCUUGCUGCCACCUUAACUUCAACUGGCACAGUUUUCACUUCCAUCGAACCUAGUUCAUCUGAGGUCUCCAGCAAUUCGGCUGGCGCUGCUGAAACAAGCACAGAGAUUUCUCAAUCAAUACAGCUGUCGGAAACUUCAACUCUUAUAUCCACAUCUACCGGCUUUUUUGAAUCAUCAAUCUUAGAAUCAAGUGUUGGAAGUACUUUCCAAAUCACCCCUGAAUCCAGUUUGGUUCAAUCCACCACUCUCCCUGCUUCAACCAGCGAGCCUUUAUUCUCUACGAUCAGUAUCGUCUCACUAUCCAACUCGAUUGAAAUAGUUAGCACAUCGGAGUCCUUGAGUCUAGAGCCAUCAAUCAUAGUGACGACUAGCUUAGCAGCUCUCACAACUGGAGUCAGUUCUGAAACUGUGAUACUCUCUAGUACAAUUGAAGUUGUCACAGAAUCAUUCACUUUGGAGCCAUCUUCGGGGGCGGUUAGUAUACCUGCCUCUGCCACAUCAAGUAUCUUCAUACUACCUUCUACGACAAUUGGAUCGGUUGGAAUAGAGUCUUCUACUACGGAAACGUCAUUAGCAAUUCCAAGCAGCUCAGGAAUUCUUUCUGAAACGGCUAAUUCUGCCUCCGCAAGUUUUACCGGUACGUGCUUUGGAAACCUCUACCGUCCAAUAUCUGGGAGAGUUGAGUACCACGUACGGAUUGCCUGA